Molecule: messenger RNA, 3441 nt
Organism: Sardina pilchardus (European sardine)
Lineage: Eukaryota; Metazoa; Chordata; Actinopteri; Clupeiformes; Clupeidae
Gene: sgcd
Product: sarcoglycan, delta (dystrophin-associated glycoprotein)
Biological process (GO): cardiac muscle tissue development; heart contraction
Cellular component (GO): sarcolemma; sarcoglycan complex
Source: RefSeq, a predicted model, not a curated record
GGACAGAGAGAGAAAAAAGAGAGCGAGAGAGUGGAACUGAAGGAGAGAAAACAGAGAGGAGUUACUGGACUUUUGUGUGUGUAUAUUUGUCUGUGUGCACAUGUGUCUGUACGUGUGUGUGUGAGGGAGAAAGAGAGAGAGAGACAUAACAGGGAAGGAGUGUGAGUGUGUGGGAGAGAGUGAAAUAGAAAGACAGGGAGGGAGUGUGUCUGUGUGUGUGUGUGUGUGUGUGAGAGAGAGAGAGAGAGAGAGAGAGAGAGGGAGUAGGGAGAGGGAGAGUCAGAGCAGGAGGCACAGGCUGUUGUGUGUCAAAAGUAGGCCUCAUGUGACCGUUUAGGAGAGCGCCAGUCUACUUUUAUCUGCGUGACACACCCCGGCUAGCACACUCACAGUAGCCCGCCAGAGGCACACCAGAGAGGGGGAACAGAGAGAGAGAGAAAGAGAGAGAGAAAAACAGAAGCAGAAGCAGAGAAGAGAAAGACAGAGGGAGAGAUGACCCAAGAACAGUGCCCUCAUAGGAACAAUGUGCAGAGCUCCGAGAAACCCCUGGUGUAUAAAGUGGGCAUCUACGGCUGGAGGAAGCGCUGCCUUUACUUCUUUGUACUGCUGCUGAUGAUCCUCAUCCUGGUCAACCUCGCCCUCACCAUCUGGAUCCUCAAGGUCAUGAACUUCACCAUCGACGGCAUGGGUCAUCUCAGAAUAACGGAGAGGGGUUUGAAACUGGAGGGGACAUCAGAGUUCCUCCAGCCGCUCUAUGCCAAAGAAAUCCAGUCCAGGCCGGGCAAUCCACUGUUCCUGCAGUCCUCUAAAAACAUAUCGAUCAACAUCCUCAACAAUGAGAACAACCUGGUCACACAGCUUACUGCAGGAUCUCACGGGGUGCUGGCGCGGGGGAAGAUGUUGGAGGUGAAGUCGAGCUCAGGAAAGCUGCUGUUCUCCGCAGACGACCAGGAAGUGGUGGUGGGAGCUGAGAGAUUACGGGUCAUGGGUGCUGAGGGGGCCGUGUUCACCAGCUCAGUGGAGACCCCACACGUUAGAGCAGAACCCUUCAAGGAGCUACGAUCAUCCUGGACUCGGAGAAGAUUAAGCUGUUGCGGUUGCCGGAGGGCGUGGCUUCUCCGUCGCCCAGCAGACAGACUGUGUUUGAGGUGUGUGUGUGCGCCAACGGCAUCCUCUUCCUGUCGCAGGCCGGCACCGGCUCCACCUGCCAGAUGAGCAACCACGUCUGCAUCUAGGACUGCUCCCCACGCGCACACACACACACACACACACACACACACACACACACACACACACACACACACACACACACACACACACACACACACACACACAUAGAGACACACACACACACACACACACACACACACACACACACACACAGAUAGAAAAACAGACACACACACACACAGACUCUCUGCAGUGCACAUACACACACACACAUGGGCGUAUGCUCGCAUGCACGUGCACACACACGCACAAAAUAACACACACGCAUACACAUGCACAUAACAUACACACAAGAGACACAAUUGUCUGCACACACAUACACACUCUAGCACGCACACACACACACACACAUGCACACCAACACGCCUCAAAGAGGAACUCUCCAAGGUCCUCCUGAGACAUUUAGCAGAGAGGAAAGUUUCUAGUCACCGUACUGAAGUCUGGGGUGAUCAUCAGGACACCUCACACACACACCCACACCACACACACACACACACACACACACACACACAUGCACACACACACAUCACACACACCUCGUCCUUCUGUUCCUGCCUUCAGCACAGAUUACAUUUAUUCACGCCACACCUUGGUGCAGUCACAGCCCACAGCUAAUUCAUUUCCCUCGACGGAGGAGCGGAGGGACAGUCAGACUCACGGACGCACGGACGCACGGACGCACGGACGAGCCACUCGGCGUCUCGCUCAGCCCCGGCGCUGCGAGGCAUCGGCACCUCCGCUCACCGCCACAUCCUGUUUGUGUUCCUCUCUGUCGCCCCCUCGCUCCCUCGCUCUCUCGCUCUCUCUCUCUCUCUCUCUCUCUCUCUCUCUCUCUCUCUCUCUCUCUCUCUCGCUCGUCCCAUCCUGUGCGUGUUCUGCGUCUGUCGUCGGGACAACACCUGCUCCGCUCACACACCGCCCCGCUGGGGAACAGCACUUUUUUAAAGAGGAAAAAAAGAGUAAACAAGGAAACAAAUAAAUAAACUAACAGACAAACAAACAAACAAAUGACUCCAGCACACAGAGGAGGCUCACCCAGAAGGGAACGGAGGAGAGAGAGAGAGAGAGAGAGAGAGAGAGAGAGACAGAGAGAGAGAGAGAUGGGAGAUGUGAUCACCACCCCCCUGGAACCCUACGUUAAGUCAAGUCGCUCUCUCUCUCUCCGGAACUAAACAGACUCCCAUCACCACACACACACACACACACACACACACAUGCCCCCUGCCCCCCCCCUCAGCUCCCCACCCCUGUUAAAGGACAAGCUCUGUGCCUUAUCUUGGUGCUCUUGAGGCAAAGGAGAAGCACACCCCACGGACUCUCUUCAGUUGUGUUGGACAAAAGACAGAAAGAAAAGAAAAGAAAAGAAAAGAGUGUGUUUAUUUGGUUUAUUUAUUCCUGCUUGGGGACUUAAGUAUGUUUCUGUUUUGAGGGAUCUGUGUGUGUGAAUGUGUGUGUGUGUGUGUGUGUGUGUGUGUGUGUGUGUGUGUGUGUGUAGCUGUCUGCAGUGCUGUUUCAGUGAGUUGUCUAGUCUCCUGUAUCACCUCAGCUGGCUGGCAUCUCCUCUCAGUAGUGCGAAGACUAGAGUAUCUUCUCCAUGGUAACGCUACUCCUUCUCCAUGGUAACGCUAGACUAGACUCAAUCAGAAACAGAGUAUCUUCUCCAUGGUAACGCUAGACUAGACUCUAUCAGAAACAGUCUCUUCUCCAUGGUAACGCUAGACUAGACUCAAUCAGAAACAGAGUAUCUUCUCCAUGGUAACGCUAGACUAGACUCUAUCAGAAACAGUCUCUUCUCCAUGGUAACGCUAGACUAGACUCAAUCAGAAACAGAGUCUCUUCUCCAUGGUAACGCUAGACUGGACUCUAUCAGAAACAGUCUCUUCUCCAUGGUAACGCUAGACUAGACUCAAUCAGAAACAGUCUCUUCUCCAUGGUAACGCUAGACUGGACUCUAUCAGAAAUAGUCUCUUCUCAUUGGUGAAUAAUUGGACUCCUUCAGCGACUAGACUCUAUCAGAAACAGCAUUGCCAGCUCCACAGCACCACAGGGGAGUUGUGCCCACUGAAACUGCAUGGGCGCAUGUAGCAAACCCAGACGUAGCAAACCAAACUUUUGUUAAGCUCUGAAGUAACACCCCUCCCCCCCACCCCCACCCCAAAAAAAGUAUUUGAAUAUGACACAUAACAUAAUUAUCAUCAUACCCCCCCCCCC